AUGAAUGUCUGCGAAAGAUCUCUUCAUGGUACCAGGGCUAGCCCAAGUGCAGCUGCAGCUUCACAUUUUUUAAGAGUCGAGAUGCUUCCGUCUGGAUAUCUGAUCCGACCAAGCUUGAAAUGUGCCAGAGGUGCUUCGACGUCACCGAACAUUAUAGUGCAUAAAAUGACUAUUGCGAUAACUCAGGAGACGAGUGGUGAGAUAGUAUACAGACUUGGCCGGCAACCAGCUGUUCUACGCACAUUCAGCCAGAGAUUAAGCAGAGGCUUUAAUGAUGCUAUUAACAGGUUCAAUAAUGAUGGUUGA
Molecule: messenger RNA, 306 nt
Organism: Fraxinus pennsylvanica
Lineage: Eukaryota; Viridiplantae; Streptophyta; Magnoliopsida; Lamiales; Oleaceae
Source: the annotation of a GenBank genome assembly